AUGCGUAGUGAUUUUGAAAAAAUUAUCGAUAGACUCAACUUGCUAAUGCUGGAAGAAAACCCUAAAUUUGUUCCUAAUUAUCAAGAGUUGGCCGUCUUUGACGAUCUGUACUGUCGUAUCAAACGUGUUCGUAAUAACGUGAAUGACGAGGUCAAGGUCAAGGAGCCCACGGUAUCAAAAUAUUCUCAGCGGGUGCAAUAUUUAAUAGGUAAAUUAACGCACAACGCCCUCAAGAUCACGGCCGGAAUUGUACCUACUGGCGAAACUUAUAGAAUAAUAUGGGAUAGCUUAGUUAAACGAUACCAAGACAAACGCACGCUAGGUGCACAUUAUUUGUCUAAUAUUUUUGAUUUGGAAAAUACUUCUUAUACUGCACAGAGCUUAGAGAUAUUCAUUGAGAAAUACUCUGCUUCUAUUUUAGCAUUAAAACAGUUAGGGAUUUCGGAAUUGUCUGAUUUUAUUUUCCUUAAUUGUGCAUUGCGUAAUUUAGACACUCAAUCUGUACAAGCUUUCGAGUUAUCGGUACGUGAGAAAGAAAUACCGUCCUCUGAAGAUUUAAUUACAUUUAUUCGUGAUCAAGUUAAAAUAUUACAACGUUCAAACAAUUUAAGUUCUAAAAUUUCGAACGCCCAUAAAACUCUUUCUCAUUCGUCUAAUAAUUCGCGUAAGAACAAUACGUACACGUUGCUGUCUAAUAGUGGUAACGCUGUUGAUUCCGUGUCACUUGAGAAAUGCCCUUGUUGUCAUGGCAAUAAGCAUGCGUUGUAUCACUGUUCAUCUUUCCGCAAUUUAGAUUCACCUAAAAGUAGAUAUGAUUUUAUUAAAUCUAAGAACGGUUGUGUUAACUGUUGUGGAUUAAACCACACUGUUUCCAAUUGUAAUUCGUCAGCUGUUUGCGGAUUAUGUAACAAGCGACACCAUACUUUGUUGCAUUUCGAUAGAGUACAUAAUUCUGAGCAAAAUGCUAUUAAAAGCAAAACUCAUUUCCAAACUUCGCAAGUCGGUAAAACUGAUUCUUCAUCUCGAGUCGAGUGCGCGUGCACUAGUCAGCGGCCCGCUUGUCAGGUCGUAGAGAAUGUUUCGAACCUGAGUAUGAACUCCGCCGUUGGCGCGCAGAACCCGCCGUAUCAACCCGCCCCUGUGACGUCAUCUUUGUUUACCGAUGCCGCCUCGAUGUCUUUUAAUGCUAAAGUGCAUUCGAGCGCUAUUUUGCUAGCUACGGCACAGGUCUACGCCAAGGGUAGGGAUGCGAGUAAGAUGUUGAUUCGUUGCUUGAUUGAUAAUGCUUCAAUGAAUAACCUUAUAACAAUCGACACUUGCAAAUUAUUAAACUUACCAAUAAUUCCAUUAAGUAAUUCUUUUGUUAAGGGAAUUGGUAUGUCAACACGUCCUAUUCAUGGGCAUGUUGUUUUAAAUAUAGAGUCUCGUGUAGACAGCAAACAGUCAUACCGAAUUAGUGCAUUAGUGGUUGACUGUCUUACGGAUGAAUUGCCAUCCUGUUUUAUUGAUAAAUCUGAUUUUACUCAUUUAGAAAAUAUUUGUUUGGCUGACCUUACCUGGAACAUUCCCGGGGAUAUACACUUAAUCCUUGGCGCUCAGCUAUUCCCCUAUAUUUACCUAGGUGACAGAGUUGAAUCAGGCACUAGCGCACCACCCGCUGUAUUGACAACCUUUGGUUAUGUUUUGAUGGGUGAUGUACCCAAAACAUCCUCUGUUCCUCCGUUCACUGGGUUCACUCUAAACGAUGUCCUUCAGAAAUUCUGGGAGUUAGAGGAGAUACCGCAGAUGAAAUAUUUAAGUCCGGAAGAAACAGAAUGUGAGAAUUUAUUCACAUCUUCAGUGUCACGUGACAAGUGUGGUCGCUAUUCCGUUUCUCUGCCGUUCUGUCGCACGCCUUCAGAAUUAGGUAACUCAAGGGCUAUUGCUCUUCGUCGAUUUAUGGCUUUAGAGCGAAAAUUUAAACAUACUCCCGGGUUGAGGGAAAAUUACAAUUCUGUAAUUCAUGAUUACAUCAAUAAUGAUUAUUUAUCUGAAGUUCCCCAAUCUUCUUUAAAUGUUGAGGGCUAUUACAUUCCUCACCACGCAGUUAUUCGGGCAGACAAGCCUAUGCCUCGUAUCGUUUUAGAUCCAACCGUUAAAACGCAUACUGGUCUUUCUCUGAAUGAUAUCCUUUACGUUGGCCCUAAUUUGCAGGCGGACUUAUUUUUACUACUUAUUGAUUUUCGAUUGUUUCCAAUAGCUAUGACGGCUGAUGUGAAACAAAUGUAUUUACAAAUUGGUAUUCCCGAAGAUGAUCGGAAAUAUUUGCGUAUUUUGCUUCGGUUCAAUGAGAACAAACCUACUCGUGCUUUUCAAUUCAGUCCUUUACCUUUUGGACUGAAGUCAAGCCUUUAUCUCACUAUGAGAACUGUUAAGCAGUUAGCUGAGGGUACGUCUCAUGAGUUUCCUGAAGCAGUCGCUGCUUCUAAGAGUAGGCUUCAUAUAGACGAUUUAGUUUAUUCAGUGCCUAAUGAUAAAAUUGCAGUUUCUUUGUCCAAACAAUUGGUUUCCCUAUUUAAGGCAGGAUCUUUCGACCUUGUCAAGUCGACUAGCAACUUUUCUGAGGUGUUGUCCCACUUACCCGAGUACCACCGAAGUACGGUGAAUAUUUCUAAAGGGGGGAAUUUUUCCGAGGUGUUAGGUCUCGCGUGGGAGCCUGGUGAUGACAAGUUGUUUGUUACUGUUUGCAAUGUACAUGAUAAAUGUACUAAGAGGAAUAUCCUCUCUAUUGUAGCUCGCUCAUUUGAUGUUCAAGGUGUAAUUGCCCCAGUCAUACUAUAUGCUGAAUUACUGCUUUCCAAUAGCUUGCGGUGGAAUGACCUUUCAUGGUUUAUCAACCCACCAAAUAUGGAUUCUUUACCUGAUCACAAAGUCAAUGUUUUAACUUAUCAAAAUGAAUCGCUCGUAUUAUAUGAGUUCUCUAAACGUUUUUCUUCCUGGGAGAAACUUUUGCUGUUAUUCAAGGACUUUACAAUAGCCGGCCGGCAGAACUUAGAAGCCUCCCAGAGCCCUGGUCAGCCUCACUGCGAGGAUUUCUUCUGCACGGUGGAUGUUGCAUUCUGCUAG
Messenger RNA from Amyelois transitella, 3105 nucleotides. RefSeq lists its product as uncharacterized. The record is from RefSeq and is a predicted model, not a curated record. Bases 1 to 3105 code for a protein of 1034 amino acids. The transcript is spliced from 4 exons. NCBI's taxonomy places the organism in Eukaryota, Metazoa, Arthropoda, Insecta, Lepidoptera, Pyralidae.